GUUUCUCUGGAAACCCCCCUGGUAAGUGUGGAGGAGGCGGGACACUCUGACCCAAGACAAAAGGCCUGUAGCUCCAGCCAAAGAAAAUAAACCUUAGGAGGGAGAAGGAAAAAAAAAAUCCAUCAGCUGUUACUGAGAACAGCCUGCAGUGGAAUCUACAGAGAGGAUAACUAAUGUGAGUGAGGAAGUGACUGUAUGUGGACUGUGGAUACCGUAAGUCACGUGGGCCCUGAGGGCCUGGACUGGGUUAGGAAGAGUUGUACUUUCGGAGGUGAGGUGUUGAGAAGGGAAAAGUGAAUGUGGUCUGGAGUGUGGCCUUGGCUCCACAGGGUGUGCUUUCCUCUGGGGCCAUCAGUGAGCUCAGCCCCUGUGUUCUGCCAGGGUGGGGUACAGGGUUUGGCACUGAGGAGGGUAACCUGCUGGCUGGAGCGGCAGAGCAGUGACCUUGAUUUGUCUUUCGGAAGAUUUAAAAACCAAAAAGCAUAAACAUUCUGGUCCUUCAGCAAUGCUUUCUCUGAAGAAAUACUUAACGGAAGGACUUCUCCAGUUCACCAUUCUGCUGAGUUUGAUUGGGGUGCGGGUGGACGUGGAUACUUACUUGACUUCACAGCUCCCCCCGCUCCGGGAGAUCAUCCUGGGGCCCAGUUCUGCCUAUACGCAGACCCAGUUCCACAACCUGAGGAAUACCUUGGAUGGCUAUGGUAUCCACCCCAAGAGCAUAGACCUGGACAAUUACUUCACUGCCCGGCGGCUCCUCAGUCAGGUGAGGGCUCUGGACAGGUUCCAGGUGCCAACCACUGAGGUAAAUGCCUGGCUGGUUCACCGGGACCCGGAGGGGUCUGUCUCUGGCAGCCAGCCCAGCUCAGGCCUUGCCCUCGAGAGUUCCAGUGGCCUUCAAGAUGUGACAGGCCCAGACAACGGGGUGCGAGAAAGCGAAACGGAGCAGGGAUUCAGUGAAGAUUUGGAGGAUUUGGGGGCUGUAGCCCCUCCAGUCAGUGGAGACUUAACCAAAGAGGACAUAGAUCUGAUUGACAUCCUUUGGCGACAGGAUAUUGAUCUGGGGGCUGGGCGUGAGGUUUUUGACUAUAGUCAUCGCCAGAAGGAGCAGGAUGUGGAUAAGGAGCUACGAGAUGGAGGAGAGCAGGAGGACACCUGGGCAGGCGAGGGCGCGGAAGCUCUGGCACGGAACCUGCUAGUGGAUGGAGAGACUGGGGAGAGCUUCCCCGCACAGGUGCCUGGUGGGGAGGACCAGACAGCCCUGUCCCUGGAAGAGUGCCUUAGGCUGCUGGAGGCCACCUGCCCCUUUGGGGAGAAUGCCGAGUUUCCAGCAGACAUUUCCAGCAUAACAGAAGCAGUGCCUAGUGAGAGUGAGCCCCCAGCUCUUCAGAACAACCUCUUAUCUCCUCUCCUGACGGGGACAGAAUCACCAUUUGAUUUGGAACAGCAGUGGCAAGAUCUCAUGUCCAUCAUGGAAAUGCAGGCCAUGGAAGUGAACACAUCAGCAAGUGAGAUCCUGUAUAGUGCCCCUCCUGGAGACCCACUGAGUACCAACUACAGCCUUGCCCCCAACACUCCCAUCAAUCAGAAUGUCAGCCUGCAUCAGGCAUCCCUGGGGGGCUGCAGCCAGGACUUCUCCCUCUUCAGCCCCGAGGUGGAGAGCUUGCCUGUGGCCAGCAGCUCCACACUGCUCCCUCUGGUCCCCAGCAAUUCCACCAGCCUCAACUCCACCUUUGGCUCCACCAACCUGGCAGGGCUGUUCUUUCCACCCCAGCUCAAUGGCACAGCCAAUGAUACAGCAGGCCCAGAGCUGCCUGACCCACUGGGGGGUCUGUUAGAUGAAGCCAUGCUGGAUGAGAUCAGCCUGAUGGACUUGGCUAUUGAAGAAGGCUUUAACCCUGUGCAGGCCUCCCAGCUCGAGGAGGAAUUUGACUCUGACUCAGGCCUCUCCCUGGACUCGAGCCAUAGCCCUUCCUCCCUGAGCAGCUCUGAAGGCAGCUCCUCUUCCUCUUCUUCCUCCUCCUCCUCUUCCUCUGCUUCUUCCUCUGCCUCGUCCUCCUUUUCUGAGGAAGGCGCCGUUGGUUACAGCUCUGAUUCUGAGACCCUGGAUCUGGAAGAGGCCGAGGGCGCUGUGGGCUACCAGCCUGAGUAUUCCAAGUUCUGUCGCAUGAGCUACCAGGAUCCGUCUCAGCUCUCCUGCCUCCCCUACUUGGAGCAUGUGGGCCACAACCACACAUACAACAUGGCGCCCAGUGCCCUCGACUCUGCUGACCUGCCACCACCCAGCACCCUCAAGAAAGGCAGCAAGGAGAAGCAGGCCGACUUCCUGGACAAGCAGAUGAGCCGGGAUGAGCAUCGAGCUCGAGCCAUGAAGAUCCCUUUCACCAAUGACAAAAUCAUCAACCUGCCUGUGGAGGAGUUCAACGAGCUGCUGUCCAAGUACCAGCUGAGCGAGGCCCAGCUGAGCCUCAUCCGGGACAUCCGGCGCCGGGGCAAAAACAAGAUGGCGGCACAGAACUGCCGCAAGCGUAAGCUGGACACCAUCCUGAACUUGGAGCGCGACGUGGAGGACCUGCAGCGUGAUAAAGCCCGGCUGCUGCGGGAGAAGGUGGAGUUCCUGCGGUCCCUGCGGCAGAUGAAGCAGAAGGUCCAGAGCCUGUACCAGGAGGUGUUUGGGCGACUGCGGGAUGAGAACGGGCGGCCCUACUCACCCAGUCAGUACGCCCUCCAGUAUGCCGGGGACGGCAGCGUCCUCCUCAUUCCCCGCACGAUGGCAGACCAGCAGGCCCGGCGGCAAGAGAGGAAGCCAAAGGACCGGAGAAAAUGAGCCUGGGGAGGAAGGGGAGUGGAUGCUCACCACGACUGAAACUGGAGAAGGCCUUGGCCUGGACCUGGACCUACCGCGGGGACUUUCAUCAUGCCUUCUUAUCCAAUAUAUCUUCUCAGAUGCGAUGACUGCGGGUCAGUGUACAAGAGGCGGUGGGCGCCAGUGCUGUCUGGCUCAGCUUCCCCCAUUGGGGUGGGGCGGAAGCGGCCAGACCAUUUGGGUGGACAGGGUCCUCACCCUUACCCCUUUUCUGUGAAGGAAGGGUGGUGCUGGCAUUGCUGGAAGUAGAGGAGCAAUGGGGAGCGAAGGCCAGCAAAGGGGAAGGAAGGGAGGAAGGAAGGAAACCCAAAAAAAUCAAAGCGGGAAGAUAGUCAAAGGGAAGGUUAAGGUUUUUUAAGGUUGGCUUUGGCCAGGAUUCCAGGCAGCAGGUUUGAGUGACUGUGGUGGGCCUAGGUUAUGGGUGUGAUAAAGUCCAUUUCACCCGGGGUGGGGAGGGGGUGUACGCAGACACAGGUUAGGGUCAGGGAGGGACGUUGUUAGUUAUCUGCUCCUUGCACUUUGGCAUCCCUGAAGGGGAGCUCUUGGAUAUCACCUGUAAGGUUUCAAUCCAAUGGGAGCCACUGGGACACAACACUGGCUUGGAGGUUAAGUCAAAGGGCAGAGUGAACAGGGAAGGGAAAGCCUUUGUUGCAGCAGCCCCAACACCAAGCAUGUCACUCACUGCUCUGUCACUGCCAUCUCCCCCCAUGCUUCAGCCACCCCUUGGCUGAGGCUCCCUGUCUCCAUCAGAGCCUGCAUGUGAAUGCUGUCCUCUUCCCACCCGUGUUUGUGUUCCCCCACCCCUCAUCGCCUGCCUGCAGCUCUUCUGUAGCUGGGUUGCUGUGCUGGCAGUGCUGGGAUCUGGGCCUGCAGCCUUCCUCUUCUGGGGGCUGCACUGAGGCAGGGGGAUGAUUGAUGUGGAGGGAGAAGCCAGCGCAACAACCUCCAGGCAGUAUUCAGCACAACACUGAGGAGUGACCCUUCCCUCAGGCUUCUGCCUACCAACAACUGGGCUUGUCACUGGAAAAAACAAACCCUACAAAACCCAGCAACAAAAAACUAGUCCUCUUAGAAUUUCUCGCGCUUUGAUUUUUCUUUUUAGGGCUUGUGCCCUGUUUCACUUAUAGGGUCUAGAAUGUUUGUGUUGAGUUGAAAGGAGAUGCCCCAAUAUUCAGAGCUGCUAAAUGUUCUCUUUGCCAUAAAGACUCCGUGUAACUGUGUGAACACUUGGGAUUUUUCUCCUCUGU
Molecule: messenger RNA, 4110 nt
Organism: Galeopterus variegatus (Sunda flying lemur)
Lineage: Eukaryota; Metazoa; Chordata; Mammalia; Dermoptera; Cynocephalidae
Gene: NFE2L1
Product: nuclear factor, erythroid 2-like 1
Exons: 5
Coding region: 506-2824 (772 amino acids)
Biological process (GO): regulation of transcription by RNA polymerase II
Cellular component (GO): nucleus
Molecular function (GO): RNA polymerase II cis-regulatory region sequence-specific DNA binding; DNA-binding transcription factor activity, RNA polymerase II-specific
Source: RefSeq, a predicted model, not a curated record